UCUACGGUGGCCGCGCGGGCCAAAGCGCGCUGCGUGCGCCGUGCUCGUUCCGGGGGGCUUCCGCUGUAGUAAUGGAGGGGGUCACAGUCGGCCAGGUAUUUGAUGCGGAGUGCAUCCUCAGCAAACGGCCGAGAAAGGGGAAGUCGGAGUAUCUGGUGAAGUGGAGAGGGUGGUCGUCCAAACACAACAGCUGGGAGCCGGAGGAGAACAUUCUGGACCCGAGGCUGCUGGCCGCCUUCCACAAGAGAGAACAAGAGCGAGAACUUCUGUUCCAGAAGAAAGGGAAGCGACCAAGAGGACGGCCCAGGAAGAUUCUGGUAGAUCUCCUUCAGCUAGUCCUCCUUCUCCUUCUCCUCCUCCCCCCCCUCGCCUCGCUGUCCUCCUCUCACUCCUCCUUCUCUUUGUCCUCUCAGCAGCCGGAGCCGGCCGCUGCAGAAGAUGGCCACUCCUCCUCCUCCUCCUCCUCCAGUCUCUCGUCCUCAGUCACGUCCUCCUCCUCCUCCGAGGAGGACGAGGAAGAGGAGGAGGAGGAGGAGGAGGAGGAGCACAGCAAAAAAACAAAGCCGCGAGUCCACGCCGUCCCGGUGAAGAGGCCUCCGAUGGCGCCCCCCCAGCCUGAACCCCCAUGCAAGAAGAAGCGUGGCAGGAAGCCACUACACCCGGACCUGAGGCUUCUCAGGCAGGCCAAGAGCAGACCUCCUCUCCUUCUUCCUCCUCCUCCUCCUCUUCAUCCUCGCCACCAGCAGGGGCUCAGACCCCCCAGGGAGGACCCUCGCUCCGCAGUGAAGAAGCCCCUGCAGCCAGCCAGCUUCACCUACACCGGUCUGAGCCGGGCCUCCAGGGAGGAGGCCUCCUCCCACGCCUCCUCCAGCUCCUUCUCCCAGACCUCCUCCUCUAAGGCGGGUUCCCUGGGCUGCAUCUGGACCGGCCGCUCCAUGUCUCCGUCCUCAUACGGCAGAACCGGCCCGGCUCCUCCGUCCUCAGAGACAGGAAGUAGAGGCGACGGGCACAAGGCCCCAAAACCUGGAGGCGGAUCUGGGUCGUCGGUUUCGCACGGCGGCAUCGGCUCCCUGGCGGCGGCGCAGCGCUCCGUGCUGGGCCAGCGCCGGCAGGACGGGCCGGUCCAACACAGGCGGGAGAACCUCCCGAGAGAGCGAGCCAGCCAGGCGCUCAGCCUGCGGGCGCUCAACCUGCAGAGCGUCGGCGCCGCCAGGUCCAGCGCCAGGAGUGGAGCCAAGAGAGGAGCAAGGAGCGGCGGCGAGCAGGCCCGGCUACGGGAGGACCAGGGGAAGGAGGUGACCACAAAGAUGACAGGAGGCGUCCAGAACCGGAGCCUCACCGAGCUCAGCACCGGGGACUCUGAGGAGACCAGCAGCAGCGAGUCAGAGCGAGGGGGCGCGGCGUCGUACCCCAGCGGCGACCUCGCCAGUGGCCGGCUGGGCCUCGGUGGCGGCGGGGGUUCCGACGGCGAGACGGACUGGCGGCCGGCCCGAAGCCUCCUGGAGCACGUGUUCGUCACCGACGUCACCGCCAACUUCAUCACGGUGACGGUGAAGGAGUCGCCCACCAGCGUCGGGUUCUUCAACUCCAGGAACCACUGAGGGGCCUUCAGGGGCCUUCAGGAGCGAGGAGCAGUUCUCUGCUACGGAGAACAGAGCGACGAUUUACCUAAAAACUGAAAACAAACGUUGAGGUUCUCUGGUUUGGGAAUUAGUUUGAGGUAUAUUUGUUUCCCAAUGGAACUCGUUCUUAUAAUUAUUAAUAUGAAUAUUAUAAUUAUUAUUGUUGAAAUAAGUGGCGUUUCUCUCGAGGACUCCGCCCCCUUAGGAUUCUUUGGUGCCUCUCAGAACAUCAGCGGCCUGUUGGACCUCAACUGAUCAUGUGACCUUCAUCGUGGUAAAAUAACCAGUGACGUGAAUUAACGUGUCAGUUUUCUCUUUUGGACCAAAGCUGUUACAAAUGUGAAUUUUCUUGUUUCCUUUGCACACACGGACAUUCCACCAUCACUUAUAUUUACUGCUUUUAUAACAUUUGAAUACGUUGUUGUUGUCAGUGUCUUUUGAAAUGUUAAUUUAUAUUUGUACAUACGUGUCUCUGAUGGUGCUCGUGUGCGCCGCUCUGCCAUUUCCAAGGUAUUUGAAAUAAAUAUAAAGUACAUGAAGAAAUCUUUCUUCACAGUAACGUUA
This is a messenger RNA of Gasterosteus aculeatus aculeatus (three-spined stickleback), 2186 nucleotides long. Its product is annotated as chromobox protein homolog 2. NCBI's taxonomy places the organism in Eukaryota, Metazoa, Chordata, Actinopteri, Perciformes, Gasterosteidae. Gene Ontology annotation, cellular component: PRC1 complex; heterochromatin. Gene Ontology annotation, biological process: negative regulation of transcription by RNA polymerase II. The record is from RefSeq and is a predicted model, not a curated record.